Molecule: messenger RNA, 1092 nt
Organism: Colletotrichum fioriniae
Lineage: Eukaryota; Fungi; Ascomycota; Sordariomycetes; Glomerellales; Glomerellaceae
Source: RefSeq, a predicted model, not a curated record
AUGCAGCUCACGAAGACGCUGCUGCAAGCUGACUUUGGACUGGAUGUUGAGCUACCUGACGAUCAUAGUACCACCUAUGGUGAUCCAGAUCAAAGAGUCCUCGGGCUCGAUAUCGGCACUGGAGCAAGCUGUAUCUACCCGCUCAUAGGAUGUACCCAGCGGAAAUGGUCUUUCUUCGCGACUGACAUCGACUCCAAGACUCUGGAAUUCGCCAAGAAGAACGUAGAAUUGAAUAAUCUACAAAGUCGAAUCUCCGUCAUUGCCCGUGCACCUCAGGAUCCCAUGAUCCCCCUGACCGAUUUGGGCAUAGAGUCACUCACCUUUGUCAUGACGAAUCCCCCAUUCUACACAUCCGAAGACGACCUCCUAAACUCGGCGAAGCAAAAGUCGCGCCCCCCUUUGACUGCAUGCACCGGCGCGCCAGUGGAGAUGGUGACAGACGGCGGCGAAGUCAAGUUCGUGUCCAGAAUCCUCGAGGAAUCACUCAUCCUGCGCGAGAGGAUACAAUGGUACACGUCCAUGUUUGGGAAACAGUCGAGCCUCGAGGGGUUUAUCGCGAUUCUGAAAGAGAAGAGCGUUGACAACUACGCCGUGACGGAAUUUGUGCAAGGUAACAAAACGAGGCGCUGGGCCGUCGCGUGGAGUUUUGGCACGAUGAGACCGUCGGAGGAAGCCGCGAGGGGGAUGAAGGCUGCAGUUUGGAAGAAGCUGCUACCUCCGAGUGUGGAAUCCGAGAUCGCUGCUUUCCCGCUUGACACAGAGGUAGGGAAGCUUCAAGACAAGAUCCAAGAGCUCAUGUCUUCGUUGGAACUGGUUUCUUGGGAAUGGGACCGUGAGAAACUUGUCGGUAUCGGCAGGGCGCGGGAGAACGUGUGGAGUCGUGCCUGGAGACGGAAGAAGAUGCGAGAGGAACGAGAGGGCAAGACUGCUGUCGAGGAGUCACCAAACUCUGAGGGAUGCAAGUUUGGAUUUGAGAUUGCGCUGGAUAUUGGGAGAGAGGGAACUAUCCUAAGGUGCCGGUGGAGGGAGGGGCAUGAUCAGGCACUCUUUGACAGCUUCGGUGGUUUCCUCAAGACUCGCAUGACCCUUUGA